This is a messenger RNA of Paramecium pentaurelia, 1099 nucleotides long. The record is from the annotation of a GenBank genome assembly. Lineage: Eukaryota; Ciliophora; Oligohymenophorea; Peniculida; Parameciidae.
AAUGGGUUUGAAUUAUUUAUAAAAGAAAAAUUGGCAUCCAGGUUCUUUGAAAAAUUAAGAAAUUGUUUGGAUUAGAGAAUAAAUUUAAGCUGAUAUAAUUAAAAGAGAAUAAGAAAGAGCUAAAAAAUUGGCAGAAGAAAAAAACAUUGAAGAAUUGAAAAGAAUUUAAGUUGAAGCUGGUUUAAUUCCAAAAAGUCAUUUAGAUAGAAUGGAAUGGAUGUAUGAUGUCAGUAAACUUGAAAAAUAAAAUUAAAAUUCAGCUGAAGAGUAAUAAUUAUUUAAACUUACAGAUAUCUCCUUGGUAAGACUGCUACCUCAUAAGAAGUCGAGAAAUUAGCUGAUUAAAGAGAAAAAGCUAAAUAGACUUAAUAAUAUUAAACAGUUUUUAAAGAGGAAACAACAAAUGCAAAAUGUGAAGAUUUUGUUCUUGUUCAUGAAGAUCCCAUGUUCUAAAUAAUGAAAGGAGUAUGUUAUUUAGUAAUAAUAUAAGGAAUAAUAAGUAAAAUAAGUAUUAUUGUAAAAUCCUUUAAAAGUGAAAUAAUUAUAAGAGAAGAUAGAAGCAAAUAAAAAAAUAAAGAAAGAAAAAUCACAUAAAGAUAAGAAAGAUAAGAAUAAAAAGAAAAAAGAUAAAAAAGAUAAAAAAUCAUCAAAAAAAAGUAAGAAAAAUAAUAGAAGCAGUAGUUCUAGUUCUUCAUCUUCAAGUUCUAAAGAACAUGAAAUUUCUACUGCUGUUUCAACAGGUUCAUCACAUUCUUAAAUUUAUUAAUAAUAUUUAAAAGAAAGAUUAGGAAAUAUUGCAGUUACUGAUGAACAUGGAAAUGUUAAAGCAGAUUUCAGUCUAAUGAAAAAAAAAUAUAGAAAUAAUUUAAAUCCUUCAUAAUCUCAUGAAGAAUUACGUAAUUAAAUGGCUGCUGAUGGAUAAAAAAGACUUUAAUAAUAAUUAAAAUAAAUUGAAGAAGAACCUAAAUAAUAAUAAUAAUAAGGAGGAGGAUAAUUUUUAAAUAAAAUAAGGAAAGAAAUCUAUAAUUAAAAUGAUUAAAAUGCCUAUCAAGAUAGAAUCAAAAGAAAUAGACAUUUCUAAGAAAGAUUUAAUGAAUGA